GUCCAUUUCAGUUGAGCGUCACUACCACCAUUCUUUUUAACCGGGACAACAUGGCUACUGCAGCGAGCCGUUACUACAGCGAAGACGGCAGGGCAACAAAACGACAGAAAACCGACGGAAUGGCCACAGGAUACGAAGAUCCUCACAAAACCCUUCCUUCUGUGGUGGUACACGUGCGAGGGCUUGUGGAUGGUGUUACUGAGGCUGACCUUGUGGAGGCAUUACAAGAAUUUGGCGCAAUCAGUUAUGUGGUAGUAAUGCCAAAGAAGCGUCAGGCACUGGUGGAAUAUGAGGACAUGAAUGGCUCAUCCACAGCUGUAACUUAUGCUGCAGACAACCAGGUUUACAUUGCGGGCCACCCAGCUUUCAUUAACUACUCCACGAGCCAGAAGAUCUCCAGGCCGGGAGACUCAGACGAUUCCAGAAGUGUUAACAAUGUUCUUCUGUUCACCAUCAUGAACCCCAUCUACCCCAUCACCACAGAUGUUCUCUACACCAUCUGCAACAACUGUGGGCCCGUCCAACGAAUCGUCAUCUUCAGGAAGAACGGCGUUCAGGCAAUGGUUGAAUUUGACUCUGUGCAAAGCGCCCAGCGAGCAAAAGCAUCUCUGAAUGGAGCUGACAUCUACUCUGGCUGCUGUACCCUGAAGAUAGAGUACGCCAAGCCAACUCGCCUGAAUGUGUUCAAGAAUGACCAAGACACCUGGGACUACACAGACCCCAAUCUUGGCGGUCAAGAUGGUGAUGCAGAUGACAAUGGGAGCAAUACAGAUGAUGUGAAUGCCAACCCCAACAAACGCCAGAGACAGCCCGCUUUGCUUGGUGACCACCCUCCAGAGUACGGAGGUGGCUAUCAUGGCUAUGACGAGAGCUACGGAUCCUCACCCUAUGAGGGUCGUCGCAUGGGUCCACCAAUGAGAGGGCGUGGUGGGAGGAGUUACGGCCCAGGCUACGGUCCCCCUCCUCCUCCUCCUGGCGAGUACGGAAGCCAUGCUGAGUCUCCAGUAGUCAUGCUGUAUGGACUGGACCCUGCAAAGAUGAACGCUGACAGAGUCUUCAACAUUUUUUGUCUCUAUGGAAACGUAGAGCGGGUUAAGUUUAUGAAGACGAAGCCUGGAGCCGCCAUGGUUGAGAUGGGAGACUGUUAUGCAGUGGACCGAGCCAUCACUAACCUGAACAACAACUUUCUCUUUGGACAGAGACUGAAUGUGUGUGUGUCCAAGCAGCAAGCCAUCGUACCUGGGCAGUGUUAUGACCUGGAAGAUGGAACGAGCAGUUUCAAGGACUUCCACGGCUCCAGGAACAACCGGUUCACCUCACCAGAACAAGCAGCCAAAAACCGCAUCCAGCACCCGAGCAAUGUGUUGCACUUCUUCAACGCCCCACCAGACGCCACGCCGGAAAUUUUCUCUCAGAUAUGUGAAGAGAUUGGUGUCAAGAACCCUGUCAAUGUCAAAAUGUUCACAGGAAAGAGCGGUGCAGCUCCCAGUGACCGCAGUGCUUCGGGUCUGCUAGAGUGGGAGUCUAUCAAUGAUGCCAUGGAGGCCCUGGCCAUGAUGAACCACCACCAGAUGAAAAACUCAACUGGUCCUUACCCUUACACCCUCAAACUCUGCUUCUCCACCGUUCAGCACGCCAACUGAGCGCGUUGUAGCCAGGGAGACAAAAUUGGUCCACCAUUCCCAAGUUGAUGUGUACUUAGACGAUGACUGCUUGUGACACGCCUGGGGGAAACCGAUUCUCAGACACCUCAUUCUGUGAAAUAUGUUCAGACAGAAUUGAUUCUUGUAUUUGGAAUGUAACACAAACCUAACAAGCAGCCAUUCAACAUGUUUUGAUAUUUAUGCCCCAGGUGUGGUUUAAAGUACCUGUGUGUCUUCAAGAUUACGUUGUCCUUUUUAUUUUUUGUAUGAAGCUUCUACAGAAACCUGACAUGUGAGAGAGGCUAUUUGAUGAGAGUUGAUUUUAUGCUCAGGUGGUUCAUCAACCAUGGACGUUGUGGUUUUGUAAAAGAGUUGUCUUUUGGAAUUUUAAUGGCUCUGUUUUUUUCUUAUUGAUAUUUUAAUUUCUCCAUUUUAAGUUCUGUGUCCCCACGUCUGAUCUGCAGUUGGAGAAUUGUUUUGUUCUAAGAAAAUUAAAAGGAGAAACAGAAGUUCAGUGUUUCUUUCA
Messenger RNA from Cheilinus undulatus (humphead wrasse), 2169 nucleotides. RefSeq names its product heterogeneous nuclear ribonucleoprotein L-like. Gene Ontology annotation, molecular function: mRNA binding. The transcript is spliced from 14 exons. NCBI's taxonomy places the organism in Eukaryota, Metazoa, Chordata, Actinopteri, Labriformes, Labridae. The record is from RefSeq and is a predicted model, not a curated record. Gene Ontology annotation, cellular component: nucleus. Gene Ontology annotation, biological process: mRNA processing; regulation of RNA splicing. Bases 51 to 1643 code for a protein of 530 amino acids.